Molecule: messenger RNA, 375 nt
Organism: Cladophialophora psammophila CBS 110553
Lineage: Eukaryota; Fungi; Ascomycota; Eurotiomycetes; Chaetothyriales; Herpotrichiellaceae
Exons: 1
Coding region: 1-375 (124 amino acids)
Source: RefSeq, a predicted model, not a curated record
AUGUCUGCAGCGGCCGACGAAGAGUCUGACUGGGACUGCCUGAACCCUCGAUUAGCAGUAGUAUUAGGGGCACGAAGUCUUGCACCUGGAAUGCAGAAGAAGCAGCGUGUGGAGGUCAAAAGGGAAGAGUUCAAGAUUCUGGAGCAUAACUUUAAGGUGGAGGAUGCAGACGACGAUCGAGAUGCCUUGGGCAAGGCCCUGGACGGCGAGAGCUGGCCUGUUAAUGGGAAAGAAGACGACGAGGAAGAUCCAAACGAUAAAAAGGAAGACGACUUGGACGAGAGAGCAGCAGAGUUGGGGUGUGUAUUGCAGUGCGUCCCUGCCAACGAUUCUGGACGGAGGGAAAGGUAUCACGCCGGGAGGAGAGCGUUCUAA